Cryptomeria japonica (Japanese cedar) is the source of this 1236-nucleotide messenger RNA. RefSeq names its product probable leucine-rich repeat receptor-like protein kinase At1g35710. NCBI's taxonomy places the organism in Eukaryota, Viridiplantae, Streptophyta, Pinopsida, Cupressales, Cupressaceae. The transcript has 2 exons. The record is from RefSeq and is a predicted model, not a curated record. Gene Ontology annotation, molecular function: protein binding. Bases 1 to 1236 code for a protein of 411 amino acids.
AUGCAGAAACUCUUGCUGUACAACAAUCAAUUACAAGGAACAAUUCCGCCCUCUCUAUCUGAUUGCCGCAGUUUGUAUUUCCUGGCACUCACUUAUAACCGAUUGCAUGGCAGCAUUCCGCCUGAGCUGGGUUGCCUCACAAGCCUCAAGUAUAUUUACUUAGGAGCAAACAAUCUCACAGCUACCAUUCCCCAUUCAUUAGGAAAUUUUUCCGCGUUAGUUUAUUUGGAAUUGGCAGAAAAUGAUCUGACAGGUACCAUUCCCCCUGAAUUGGGCAUGCUCACUGACCUGCAAUUUCUUUCGCUUUUCACAAAUAAUUUAUCAGGUACCAUUCCCAGCUCUUUCGGAAAUCUCUCAAAAUUGACUGACUUAGAUAUUUCAGAAAAUGUUCUCACUGGUGAAAUUCCACCUCAACUUAGCCAACUAUCCUCUCUUCAAUACUUCGAUCUCUCCAACAACGCCCUGACAGGAGGAAACAAUCUCACGGGUAGCAUUCCCCGUUCCUUAGGAAAUCUGUCCGCCUUGGUUGAAUUGACAUUGGAGAAAAAUGAUCUGACAGGUGCCAUUCCCCCUGAAUUGGGUAUGCUCACUCAACUACAGGUUCUUUCCCUGUGGGGAAAUAACUUAUCGGACAACAUUCCCAGAUCUUUCGGAAAUCUCUCAAAAUUGAGCGAUUUGGAGUUGUCAGGAAACCUUCUCACAGGUUCCAUCCCCACUAAAUUGGGCAUGCUAACUCACCUGCAAACUCUUUACCUCUUUAACAAUAGUUUAUCAGGCAUCAUUCCCAGCUCUUUGGGAAAUCUCUCAAAAGUGACCGAAUUAUAUCUAUUCGGAAACUAUCUCCAAGGUCCCAUUCCUCACGAAUUGGGCAUGCUCGUUGACCUUAAAUAUCUUCACCUUUUUACAAAUAACUUAUCAAGCACCAUUCCCAGCUCUUUGGGAAAUCUUUCAAAAUUGGUUAAUUUAGAAUUGUCAGAAAACCAGCUCCGUGGAAAAAUACCAGAUUCUCUUGACAGCCUCCAGCAGCUAAAUAAUCUCUAUCUUGAGCAGAACAAGUUAACAGGGGAGAUACCUGUUAGUUUAGAGGGAUGUCAGAAGUUGGAGGUCCUUCAGUUGUCAGAAAACCAACUAAGUGGAAAAAUACCAGAAAUCUUUGGCAGCCUCCAGCAUCUGAGAUAUAUUUAUCUAGCGCACAACAAAUUAACAGGGGAAAUCCCUGUGAGUUUAGAGGGAUGA